AUGAGUUACUGGUCUAGAAAUGAAGGUUAUGAAGAUCUAAAAAGUGAUUACACAGAAAAUGUUCAAAUAAGUCUUAAUGCAAAAGAUUAUUAUAAUCUAAAUUAUUCAAAUCAAUCUCUGUCAGAACUUGGUAUUGUUAAUGGUGAUAUAAUCUAUAUUAGUUCAUUGGAAAAAUUAGAUGAUAUAAAACAAUCCUUAGAAAUUGAAUUAGCUACACCUAUUCUGAAAUUCAUCAAUGAUAAUCUACCUAAUGAUCAACAUUAUACAUCUAUUCUAUUAAUGGCUAUUCCUUUGUAUAUAUUCGCUAUUGAGAAAGGUUUAUAUACUUUAGAUCAUCUAAGUCAAUACUAUCAGGAGAUGUCAUCAAUUAUACGUUUAACAUUUAAUUAUCCUCAAGUUGAUUCUAUUAAAUUGAUAUUUACAUUAUUUCAAAAUGGAAAUAUGACUUGUAUUGCUGCAAGUGUUCAAGAUCUUCCUAUUCGAAAACAAUUAAUUUUACAAACAAAACUUUAUCUUAUCAAGCAAGAUGCCAUACACCAAUCUACUACGAAUAAAUUAAAUCUUCUAUACAGACAUUUACGAUUGUUAUCUAUACGAAUUAAAGAUGAAUUAAUUGAACCUAUACUAUUGGCUAUUCAUUCAGAAUAUAAUUUAUCUCCAAGACUUCAUUUGUGUACUCUUCCAAGUGAAUUAUUUUGUGAAAUAUUGUGUUAUUUACCAUUAACAUCACUUGGUUUCUUAAUGUUAUGUAAUCGUGAAUUAUCUUAUCGUAUACGUAAUUGUAAUACAGUUUGGCGUAUUCAUUUAGCUAAGUUGAAUGCUAAAAACAGACCGAUUUCAGAUGGUGUACUUAGUCGACAACAGUCAUCAUCAUCAUCAUCAUUAUUACAACAAGUCGACCAAAAACACACUACUUUGUAUAAAAGUCAACAAAAGAAUAUUGGUGACGAUGUUGAUAAUGAGAUGGACCAAACUGAACAAGAUGAAGCUUAUAAACAAUUUUCAGCUCGUUAUAAAAGGUUGUUCAUUCAAAAAAGGUUACGAAAAAGUACAUUCAGCAUCAUCAUGAUGUUGUCUGGCAAUAUGCACUGAAAAGAACGAACCUUAUUCAAAUGUCGAUUCCCGAACUGCUAACAUAUAACUUGCAAUCACUCAAUAUUUAUCGUCAGGAUCGUUCAAGAAAUAAGAAAAGGAAACUUGUUGAAAUAUUUUGCACUGAAAAUUCCAUGUUGUAUCAAAACUAUAAUAUUGAAUAAAGCUAAUAAUAAUAUAGUUGUUAUAUGAAUUGAAAGUUUGUAGAGAUUCGUUCAAUUUGAAGAUAAUU
This is a messenger RNA of Schistosoma intercalatum, 1324 nucleotides long. NCBI's taxonomy places the organism in Eukaryota, Metazoa, Platyhelminthes, Trematoda, Strigeidida, Schistosomatidae. The record is from the annotation of a GenBank genome assembly.